AUGGCUGAUCAAGCUGAAGUCGCCUUUGCGACUACCUUCCUGAACACGCUAUCUACACAGCCAGUCACGUAUGCCGACGAUUAUCAGCAACCACCCGAGAACUCGCUGCGAAGGGUACCGGUACUAGGCAUCGACCUUCCCCCUCCUCCAGAACGCAAGCAUGAGGUCAUAUCGGACGCAGAAGGCAUAUCAGUCACCAUAAAGUCCCUGAAACCUGCUGCGUCGUUCAGCCUCACAAUCGACCCCACGGACACCAUCUCGGAUUUAAAGUCGAAGCUCGCUGCCCAACCCAACGCCCCGCCCGCAGACGUUCAAAGGCUGCUUUUGAAAGGCAAAGCCCUAGUUGACACCAAGCUCGUUAAGGAGUAUAACGUGAAAAACGGCGAUACGUUUACACUAAUGUUCAAGCCCGGCGUAGAGUGGGAUCCCUCGAAGCCGACGGAAUCACCAUCUUCCACCCCGUCCAUCAUGCUCAUCGAUUCGUCGAAGACACCUCCGCCGACAGGAGCGCGAAAACACCAGCGCAUCCCCUCUGUCGUCCUGUCUCCCUCGCCGUCAAGCGGGUCGCCGACGUUCGAGAAGACGAUCGACAUUCCGUUGACGCUAGACGCAUCUACGUCGCUCCCAGAACCGAUGUCCACGUAUCACACAACCGUUGCGAAGCCAGAAUUCUGGGAGCGGUUACGCGCGUUCUUGAGCGCCGAAUUUCCGGAUGAAUCAGACGCCGUGCUCGCAUUCGAAGAGUUCCUCCGUGCGAGCAAGGGAACGUUAACAGCAAGUGAGAUCGCCAAGAUACGCGAUGAGGUUGGCGUCAUUGGCAUGGCGGGUACAUAA
Molecule: messenger RNA, 834 nt
Organism: Pleurotus ostreatus (oyster mushroom)
Lineage: Eukaryota; Fungi; Basidiomycota; Agaricomycetes; Agaricales; Pleurotaceae
Exons: 4
Coding region: 1-834 (277 amino acids)
Biological process (GO): proteasome-mediated ubiquitin-dependent protein catabolic process
Cellular component (GO): nucleoplasm; cytosol
Molecular function (GO): polyubiquitin modification-dependent protein binding; proteasome binding; ubiquitin binding
Source: RefSeq, a predicted model, not a curated record